UUGUGGAGUGUGGAGUGUGGAGUGUGGAAAUGGGAGUGAGGGCGACGUAGCAGAUCCUGAUUCCACCAGGCAGAGGCAGUAGCGGCAAAAGCGUCCUUCGCAUUCAAGCAAUUGAGGCUUCCCACCGUUUGAAGCCACAACCAAACGAACCUUUUCUCUUUCUUUUUUUAUUUUAUUAAUUAGUCAAAUUUCAGAAAUUAUUUUUUAAACUUUUUGCAACUAUAAAUACGAGGGUCGUUAGAACGCAAGCAUCGUGCAGUUAAUUACACGCGAACCGAAUUCCGCUACUCUGAUCCUUUUUCAGCUUUUAAUCAAAGGUUCUUCUACCUCUGAUUCGGAGCUAAAUUUUCUGACGGGCCUUCUUUGAGCCACUGCAGGGUUUGAGAAAUGGCUCGCAAGAAGAUCAGAGAGUACGAUUCAAAGAGAUUGUUGAAGGAGCACUUCAAAAGGAUCUCUGGCAGAGAACUUCCCAUCCAAUCCGCUCAAGUCACUGAAUCAACUGAUUUCAAUGAGCUCGUUGAGAGGGAACCUUGGCUUUCAUCAUCAAAAUUGGUCGUGAAACCCGACAUGUUGUUUGGAAAGCGUGGGAAAAGUGGUUUGGUUGCCUUAAAUCUUGAUCUGGCUCAGGUUGCUGCAUUUGUGAAAGAGCGCCUGGGCAAAGAGGUAUCGAUGGGUGGAUGUAAGGGUCCCAUCACAACAUUUAUUGUGGAACCCUUCAUUCCACACAAAGAAGAAUACUAUCUUAAUAUUGUCUCAGAGAGACUUGGAUGCAGCAUUAGCUUCUCGGAAUGUGGAGGAAUUGAAAUAGAGGAGAACUGGGAUAAGGUCAAGACCAUAUUUAUCCCAACUGGAGUGUCUCUCACUUCAGAAAUAUGCGCUGAGCUGGUGGCGACCCUUCCUUUAGAGAUCAAAGGAGAAAUGGAGGAGUUUAUCAAGGCAGUUUAUACCCUGUUCCAAGAUCUGGACUUCACUUUCUUGGAAAUGAAUCCUUUUGCGAUUGUUGAUGGGAAGCCCUAUCCUUUGGAUAUGAGAGGUGAACUAGAUGACACUGCUGCUUUCAAGAACUUCAAGAAGUGGGGAAGUAUUGAAUUCCCAAUGCCAUUUGGUAGGGUUAUGAGUCCUACAGAAAGCUUUAUCCAUGGCCUAGAUGAAAAGACAAGUGCAUCUUUGAAAUUCACAGUUCUGAACCCCAAGGGACGAAUUUGGACAAUGGUGGCUGGAGGAGGUGCAAGUGUCAUCUAUGCAGAUACGGUCGGAGAUCUUGGUUAUGCCUCUGAGCUUGGAAACUAUGCAGAAUAUAGUGGAGCACCUAACGAAGAGGAGGUGUUGCAGUAUGCCAGAGUUGUUAUUGAUUGUGCAACUGCAGACCCCGAUGGCCAAAAGAGAGCACUCGUGGUUGGAGGAGGGAUAGCAAACUUUACUGAUGUAGCUGCUACAUUUAAUGGCAUAAUUCGGGCCUUGAAGGAGAAGGAAUCAAGGCUGAAAGCGGCUAGGAUGAAUAUUUAUGUAAGGAGGGGAGGCCCCAACUACCAGAGAGGUCUGGCCAAGAUGCGGGCACUCGGCGAAGAACUCGGUGUUCCAAUCGAGGUUUAUGGGCCAGAGGCAACCAUGACUGGUAUAUGCAAGCAAGCGAUUGAGUGCAUAACGGCAGCUGCAUAAGUCAGGACUGGGAACACCAUCCGCGUCGAGCAUGUGGUAGAGAUCGAGCAUGUGGUAGAGAUCUUAUAAUUAUGUUGUGUAGUUUUCUUUGUCUUCAACCAAUUUGUGGCGAUAGUUCCUCAAGUUUUUAAUAAAAAUCUCCAUUUGUUAUGCAUUUGAACAAUAAUUUGUGAGCAGAAACUUUUGGGUGGAUAAGGAUAAAGCAAGGGGGUCAUACGAAUUCAAUAUGGAUAGGUGUAACGAUUUGGACUAUUCUGUGUCGUUGUCAGUAUAGGCUUAUCUUUCAUUUAAGAGGAGGCCAUUAAAUUUAGUAGCCAAUUUCUCACUGCUAUUUGAACUA
Momordica charantia (bitter melon) is the source of this 1999-nucleotide messenger RNA. The record is from RefSeq and is a predicted model, not a curated record. Lineage: Eukaryota; Viridiplantae; Streptophyta; Magnoliopsida; Cucurbitales; Cucurbitaceae.